Molecule: messenger RNA, 367 nt
Organism: Staurois parvus
Lineage: Eukaryota; Metazoa; Chordata; Amphibia; Anura; Ranidae
Source: the annotation of a GenBank genome assembly
GUGAAUAGCCUUGUACCAUGUGACCUCUGUGAUCAUUCACAGAUUUCACACGUAGUAAGCAAUGAUGUCAGAAGUGACAUCUUGCUUACUACUUUGCAUGUGAUCACUGAUUGGCCAAUCAGUGAUCACAUGCAAAGUAGUAAGCAAGAUGUCACUUGUGACAUCAUUGCUUACUACGUGUGAAAUCUGUGAAUGAUCACAGAGGUCACAUGGUACAGGGCUAUUCACAACAGCCUUGUACCAUGUGACAAGCUCUGACCAAUCACAGCUCACACAGUAUUUCUCAAUGGCUGCAAGAAUGCAGACAGAAAGAGAAAUGAUUGCUUUUACAUCCUAUAUGGGUGUAAAAGCAAUCACUGAAAAAAAA